AUGGACGACGAGUCUUUCCACCUCAAGAUGCUUAACAGCAUUCUGGCUGAGGCCAACAUCUCGGAUGACGACAAAGAGUUCAUCGGCAACUUCAUUGCCGACAAGGUCAACGAGCAGGACGCAACUACUAUCGCUUAUAGAUCACUGUGCUCUAUCUCGGCCUUCUUAGACUCCCAGGGGUUCUUAACCGGUAUCCAACGAGCCGUUCUGGUCAAGCUCGUCGAGGAUCUUUGGUCCCGAAUCGAUCGUGCCGGCCCGGUUCUUGCGAUCGAAGACGCGCCUGCUCCAGUUGGAAACGACGAGACAGGAAACAAAGAAGACGGAAUGUCUACAUCAAAGGCUUGUGAUGAGCAGGAAGCUCAGGAUCUUCAGGAAUUCCUGGACUUUCAGGGAGCUCAGGAAGCCAAGGACGCCCAGGCCGCUCAGGACGCUCGAGGCACUCAAGACGCUCAGGCAGUCGCUUCUUCUGCCACUACUCCUCGCAACGAUGGUGGUGCGGAUAUCCUGGCUCAGGGCAUUAAUGACGUCUCUCUCAACGACAAUGCUCCGACGCCCGGGUUUGUGAAAGAGAAGGAGGCAUACCAGCCGAAGCCGGUUAACUUCCAUGCUCACACGGUAGAUGCUGGUAAGGGUACGUCACCCACCAAGUCCGUAUUCCGUCUUGGCCAAGAGCUGAAGCAGGCCUACCCUUUUGCUCAUCGGCUCAUGAAGGAGCAAGGUUGGACACCUGGCCGAGGCCUUGGACCUGACGGUACCGGCAUUCAGAAGCCGAUAGAUGCUCAUUCCCUUGCAGGCAUUGACAAGACCAUAGUUGCCGCCGACGGUGUCGGACACUCUGGCCGCAAGGCUGCCGAAGACCACAAUGCUGUCGCGAGAGACGACGAGCAGCGUCUGGAUUACCACCUAAGCCACCUACGCGAUUACAUGUUCCCUACUGUUGAAUCGCCGCCCCGACGCGUAUCCGCACCCGCUCGAUCAGCUGCUCCUACCGCUCCGGUAAAGGGCUCUGAGAUGACCAUGCAGAGUGCUCAAAGCCACCAGACUGGCCAGGCACAAGGAGGAACGGGUCCUACGGCUUGGUCACAGUAUACCAAAGACCCCAGAGCGGGUGAUGCGAGUGCCAAGCCGGGGUACGCCCCCAAGGGCGGACCUGUUGGCGACAAUGUGGUGACUGGGGGUCCCGUGUUCACGGAAAAGUCCCGGGACACAUCAGUGCCAGUCCAAUCCCCUGGUCCAAAGUAUCCAACUGGUCGAGGAGUACGUCUGUCACCUCACCGUUCGGCGGAGUCAAGCCAGGCCGUCAAUGGUCGCGGUGGAACUGUGGUAAACAAGAAGGCAGGUGGUCGAAAGGGCAAGAUGAAGCAGCCCGAACGCGGAACCCAGCAGCAUGGCUACAGCUACACGAUUAACGAAGCUGCCGACUCUCGCUACUCAAGCCGCGUAUUUAGGGGCUAUAACGUACCCAACCGCAAACUCAACGAUUUUGGUGAUGAGAUUCCCGGUACUGAGUACUGGGAUGAACCUCAGGAACAGCCUGUGUGGGCCACCUAUUCCAAUGAGACGAAUCCCCUUCGCACUGAGACUGAGACGGAGCACCAUCGCACUGAAACAGAGGCCCUUCCCACGGAGACGGGACCCCUUCCCACGGAGACAAAGCCCGAUACCACUGGACACUUGCGUUGGGACCGCGGUUGGUAG
This is a messenger RNA of Anthostomella pinea, 1698 nucleotides long. Lineage: Eukaryota; Fungi; Ascomycota; Sordariomycetes; Xylariales; Xylariaceae. The record is from the annotation of a GenBank genome assembly.